This is a messenger RNA of Betta splendens (Siamese fighting fish), 3202 nucleotides long. RefSeq names its product G protein-coupled receptor 27 (gene gpr27). Gene Ontology annotation, biological process: G protein-coupled receptor signaling pathway. The record is from RefSeq and is a predicted model, not a curated record. Gene Ontology annotation, cellular component: plasma membrane. NCBI's taxonomy places the organism in Eukaryota, Metazoa, Chordata, Actinopteri, Anabantiformes, Osphronemidae. Bases 935 to 2050 code for a protein of 371 amino acids. The transcript has a single exon. Gene Ontology annotation, molecular function: G protein-coupled receptor activity.
ACACACAAAUCAAACAUACAGUCACAAAAGGAAUCUUCAAUUUAUUAAAAUAAUUUGCAAGUACGUAGAGUGCACAAUAGGAAUCGUGUUAGUGGAAAUGUAUUAUUGAUGCUCUUGUUGAUGUUUUUGUUGUUGUUGCGCUCUAAUUGUAUUCUGGACUCCACACCAGACAUUUUGAAGUGAUACCGGGCAUCGCUGUCAAUCUGUCAACUCUUGCAUCUCAUCAGUACGUGGAGACAUCCUUUCCAUACGCUGCAAUAGUCACGGAUUCCUGCAGUUGGGAUUCCUGACUGAUCCCAGGCCUGUUCACUGCGUGCGAGCGGACGUGAGUCGCAUAUGCUUUGACGCCGCUGAUCCACGAACGGGCGCUGCCUCCUCCGUCCAGCGUUCACAAACCUGUUUGCUCUUCGAGGCGUUUCAAGUAUUCAUAGGAUCACGGCUGACUGGCGUUUUACUGUGUUUACCGUGUUUGACGAGGCCGCAGACGCGUAAUUGCGCAACGCGUGUGCGCAACGCUAUCUGCGUCUCUUGCUCCUCAUGACGACCGGGAGACCUCCGCCAUCGGUGGAAAUUGAGAGGUGUUUUCUGAAGCGCUUAUCUGGGGUACGGAUGCCUCCGGAGAUGGCGUAUGAAGCCGAACCCGGCUGCGUGCGCUCAGCGGGGGACGAAACGACGACCAGGGCUGCUGAUUGCACCGGGAGCUGGUGAGAUGAAGGAUAAAAAGAAAAAGAAGAAAUACUAGCUACGUGCGUUCGCCUUGCUCUGGAGGAAGAUCGCUGCACACUGGGAUGGAUGCGAACCGAUCGUUUUUUUCCUGACUGGCUUUUGCGUCGACGCGGCGACGGGUCGUGAUUUUCGUCUCCCUCCGACCCCGCGGGACUCUAGCGCUCGCCGAUGAAUUGAUGUGGGAACACGCGCCGCCGCGGCUGCACAGAUGGCGAACACAAGCGAGUUUGCGGAGAGCAACCCGUCGCUCCAGAACUACGCGUCCGCGGCCUCUGCGGUCAAGCUGGCCUCCCUGGGUCUCAUCACGGGCGUCAGUCUGCUGGGCAACGCGUCGCUGUCGCUGCUGCUGCUGAAGGACAGCUCGCUGCACAAGGCGCCCUACUAUUUCCUGCUGGAUCUGUGCGUGGCGGACGCGGUCCGCGCCGCCGUGUGUUUCCCCUUCGUGAUGGCAUCGAUCGGCGGCGGCUCCGCGUGGCCCUACAGCGCGCUCAGCUGCAAGCUCGUCGCCUUCAUGUCGGUGCUCUUCUGCUUCCACGCCGCCUUCCUGCUCUUCUGCGUCAGCGUCACCCGCUACAUGGCGAUCGCCCACCACAGGUUCUACUCCAAGCGGAUGAACCUGUGUACGUGCGUGUCGGUGAUCUGCAUGGUGUGGACCCUCUCCGUGGCCAUGGCGUUCCCACCGGUGUUCGACGUGGGCACCUACACGUUCAUUCGCGAGGAGGAGCAGUGCAUCUUCGAGCACCGCUACGUGAAGGCGAACGACACGCUGGGCUUCAUGCUGAUGCUGGUGGUCAUUGUGGGGACGACCCAUGUGGUGUACGUCAAGAUGCUCUGCUUCGUCUACGACCACCGUAAAAUGAAGCCGGCGCAGCUGGUGCCAGCCAUCAGCCAGAACUGGACCUUCCACGGCCCCGGAGCCACCGGGCAGGCCGCCGCCAACUGGAUCGCCGGCUUCGGGCGCGGACCGACCCCGCCGACGCUGGUCGGCAUCAGGCAAGCUUCCCACCCUGGCAACAGGAGGCUCCUGGUGCUGGACGAGUUUAAGAUGGAGAAGCGGAUCGGGAAGAUGUACUACAUGAUCACGCUCACCUUCCUCAUCCUGUGGGCUCCGUACAUCAGCGCCUGCUACUUGCGGAUAUUCGUGCGGGGCGCGCCGGUCCCGCAGCUGUACCUGACCGCCGCCGUGUGGAUGAGCUUCGCCCAGGCGGGAGCGAACCCCAUCAUCAGCUUCUUGUUCAACAAGGAGCUGCGGAUGCGGCUCCGAGCGUGUUUCCCCUGCUGCUCGGGAACGCAGACACCGACGGAGCCAUACUGUGUCAUCUGAACCACACUGGUUCCAAAUACUGCCAAAGACACGCAACACUUUGUGUAGAAUGUACACAGACUGGUCCCUGGUAUGUGUUUUUACAUGCAGGCAGGGCUUCGCUUCACAUUAUCCACAUAUUUAUUUGUGGUAGACUUUAACAAAUACUUGAUUUGAUAACAAACCUCAUUGUGGCGAUGGGAACUCCGAAUUCUUAUGAUAAAUAAAGUGAUACGGAAGCAUGUGAUACUUUAAUCAGAGUAUUGGAGUCGGUCACCAACGGUGCAUCUCGGUUAAGUUCUCAACUCCAUUUCAAAUAUAGCGUAGAGUCAGAUGUCCUCUUGUACAUUAAUGUCAAUGGGGCCAUUUGUUUCACUGACCACAGUUUAUGACACAUCAUACUCCAUCACUAAUCAUCUGGACACAAAAAAUAUGACACAGAUCUCAGUAUAUUUUUAAUAUAGGAUAUUACCACAAAUGUAAAUACUGUAAAACCCUCAUUCCCUCUUUCCUUCUACAUUCUUUGAACCAGAUACGUUGUAUAUUUCAUGAUCUACUCGCUUUCCUGUGUUGAUCGAGGCGGUUCGGUCCUUGGUUGAUGUGUGGAUGUGUGCAGCCGGAUGGGUUCAUGUGUCAUUCCUGCAGGCUUUACAUCACAAAUGUCAUUGUUUUUCUACAGACGUGGACAUUUGGACUCUGAAAACGUUAAAGGUGCUCUGGAACAGAUGUUUGCAUUGUUUGUAUUUCCUAGCGAAUAAAUAAGAAAUGGAUGAUAAGUUGUUUUGGACUCUAUCAUCUGUUUUUGAUAAGUUUUAUUUCCUGUAUUUGAUUGAGCUGGAAUGCGUUCGAAAGCAUCUGUGGAUCGAUUUUGAAUCCACCAUCACGUGUGUUUUUUUGUGCAGUUGAUGCUUGUUGGCAGCUCAGUGCACGUCACGUUCUCAGGUCAGUGUUCGUAAGCUUUCCUACAGACUCACAGGCCUCUGGGAACCAUUGAGGGCUUGUUGCUUUCAGCUGCGGGAGCAUUUAGACAGAGAGGCUGAUAAUCCAUCCUCCUGCCAUCCUAGCACCUUUAUCAUAAAUGUCCUCUUGUCCAGUUCUUUGCUCAGAUGUCAAAUGAAGCCGCCCCCAGACUUAAAAUUACUGCAAACAACAGUAAAUAUGUUUUUAUGGAAA